Messenger RNA from Paraglomus brasilianum, 927 nucleotides. NCBI's taxonomy places the organism in Eukaryota, Fungi, Glomeromycota, Glomeromycetes, Paraglomerales, Paraglomeraceae. The record is from the annotation of a GenBank genome assembly.
AAGAAAAUUGAAGAUUUCAGGAAAGAUAAAUCUGCAAUACAAAUCUCAAGCAUAAACACAGAAUACUUUACAAAAAUCGUCGAGUAUACCAGUCUUGAUUAUGAAACAACAACCUUCGAAGCAGAAGGCCUUGACUUAAACUUGAAAGAGAGGAUUGGUCCUUUUCGAUGGUCAGCAGAAGCAGAAAGAUCACAAAGCAACAGAUAUAACCCUUAUAUUACCAAUAAGAUACUCAAACUUGGUGCUGACGUCCUACCGAUAAGACUCUCUGGUACUACGGAUCUAGUCAUAGUAGACCGGCAUUCUAUUGCUAUGCAAACCCCAGAGAAGCAUGUCCGCAUUCUUUUUGGGCUGAAAAAACUUAUCAUAAAAGCAAACACAUUGCAAACUAUGACAGAACUCAUAGCAGUGGAUUUAAAGUCAAAAUAUACUGUUUUAGCAGUGUUAACUGAUUUGAUGGAUGACUGGCAUCUUUAUUGGCUUCGGGAUAAAAAGAUCAUUGGGCUCAAGCUUGAAAAGGUUAAUGCUGUAGCACUUUUACGAAAAAAUGUCGAGUCAGCAGAGCGAGAAUUAGAGCAGCUAGGGAAGCAAGCAUCAUCUCAAGUGCAUGGUCGUCAAGAAUCAGAUCUAUCAAUUAUGAGCAUCGGAACAGUUUUAGAACCAGGCUCGCCUACUUCUGAGGUGGAACCAGUACCAAAAAGGCAAAAGUUUAGGCAUAUUGUUGGAUCCUCUAACGUAAGUAUUGAUGUAGCCCCCAUGGAAGACUUUUUUGAUACUAUGUCUGAAGAUGAAAUAUUUAAAUAUAAAGCCAAAUGUAUCCUAACUAGAUUUUUUAGCCAACCAAUCUUUUAUGAAUUGAAUAAUCAUCAAAGCAUAUCACCUUUGUUACCUUUGCAAGCUGACACCAAAAAAAGAGCAGACGCGUAA